AUGUCCUCCACACUCCCAUCCCUCCUAUCUCCCAACUUUGCCUUCAAAUUCAAACCCUCGUCCUCCUUCCCACGUCAACAAUUCCCAACCACCACUAACCCUCAAUUCACGCGUAACCCCAUUGGGUUUUCCCCUAAACCCCUCAGAUUCACCCCGCUGAAGCGUUUUGCCGUAAAUGAAGAUUCCACUGUUGUCGCUGGGUUGGAUCAAGCGGAGAAGGAACUUCGAGAGUCCAGCACUAUGCCGGGACGGUUUAGAGAUCACAUUAAAGAAGCUACGAAUCCUCCUCUCAAGUGGCCGUGGUUUCUGGCUAUGGCUUUUCUCGUCUAUGCAUGGAGAGCUGUUCUAUUUGAACUGUCAAACUGGAAGAAUGCUGCAUUUGGAAUUGUUCGAUUCAUAGGAUAUGUCUUCAAAUAUGUCUUUGCUUUACUCUAUCGAUUCAUAGGAAAUCCAAUCACUUUUACAAUCAGAUCCAUUGAGGAUUUGAUUUACGGCAUUCAAGCUUUUUACUCUUGGAUAAUUACUAGUGCCCCUGUACCAGACCUGACCAUUGUUAUCUUCUUCGCAUCCGUUGUUUUAGCUAUUGCUGAAACUACUGUUCCUAAUUGUAUCAGCGACCAACCCUAUGUUCUGACCGUAACUGGUCUUAUUGGCUAUGCUGCUGUUAGAGGCGUUAUUUCUGAACCACUGUUCUGGACUCUCUUGGUUGGGAUCUAUGGUUUUUCUAAAUUUAUCAAAAGGAGAGACAAUGUUUCUUCUGCAAUGCCUGUUGCAGCUGUACUUGCUGCUGUUGGAGAGCCUUGGGUUAGAUUUGUGGUGAUAAUUUCGUAUACGGCCUUGGCUAUUUAUCAGUAUUCAAAAAUGCUUGUAGAAGGGAAAGAAAUUGAAGAGAUUGAACGACAGGGGAAUAAGCUUCCAAUUCCGCUUUUUCUUGCAGCUUUAGCAAUUGGUUUACGCGUUGCUGCUAAGUGGGCCGGGUAUCGGCACUUGACAUGGAUGAUAGUAUAA
This is a messenger RNA of Vicia faba (fava bean), 1008 nucleotides long. Lineage: Eukaryota; Viridiplantae; Streptophyta; Magnoliopsida; Fabales; Fabaceae. The record is from the annotation of a GenBank genome assembly.